GUGCAUCUUAUUCAUAUUAAUAAAAUAAAAAAAUGUCUGAGAAAAAAGAUUUAAUAAAAGAAGCAAUAAAAAGGAGAUAAGGAGGUGGCAAGAGUCGUAAGAUAAUUAAUUAAAUAAAAUAUAGCAUCUAAAACAUCCGAAACAGGAGGAUAAUCAGGAUUAAAUUUCUAUUCAGGUGAUGUUUCAUCUCUAAAAGUUUAACCUAAUACUGUACUAAUAAUAAGUCUUGUAUAUUUGGGGAUUGUUGUGCUUUUACAUAUAUUCAGUAAAUUAAGAUCAGGAGGUGCAGAAACUCCAACUGAAGGGCAGUGAUAUAUAUAUUAAUUAUAGUAUUAUAG
Messenger RNA from Paramecium sonneborni, 338 nucleotides. Lineage: Eukaryota; Ciliophora; Oligohymenophorea; Peniculida; Parameciidae. The record is from the annotation of a GenBank genome assembly.